Messenger RNA from Carya illinoinensis, 456 nucleotides. RefSeq lists its product as uncharacterized. Gene Ontology annotation, molecular function: protein binding. NCBI's taxonomy places the organism in Eukaryota, Viridiplantae, Streptophyta, Magnoliopsida, Fagales, Juglandaceae. The record is from RefSeq and is a predicted model, not a curated record. The transcript has 3 exons. Gene Ontology annotation, biological process: SCF-dependent proteasomal ubiquitin-dependent protein catabolic process. The coding region runs from base 1 to 456 and encodes 151 amino acids. Gene Ontology annotation, cellular component: SCF ubiquitin ligase complex.
AUGGAGAGUUUACCUGUGGAGAUCUGCCUUAACAUUUUCUGUUUCUUGGAUUACCACAAUCUUGCAAUCGCACAACAAGUUUGUCGGAAGUGGAAGGUCCUGGCUGUGGACAACAAUCUAUGGUCUAGCCUAUUCAGGGAGAGAUGGGGAGGAGAUCAUGUUGUGUUCUAUGCCCCUGUUGGUUCAAAAUCGUGGAAAGAUGUAUAUGAGGGCUUGAAGAUAACAAGAGAAGGUGGUAACUACUAUCUUGUUCAUCAAGGUGAAAUUCAACGCUAUCUGGGUUCAAGGAGACAAAGGAAAACGACAGCUGGUUAUACUCUAAAUACCAUAAGAGAGUUCAAUGGGGAAGGAUUAAAAGAAAAGCAAUCCUGUAGAGGGAUUUUGGACAAAAUACUUUUCUUCAUUGGGGAUUUGGAAGGUGCCUCUAUAGAAGCAAAGUGUGGCCGGGUGCUAUAA